Carassius auratus (goldfish) is the source of this 934-nucleotide messenger RNA. RefSeq names its product TYRO protein tyrosine kinase-binding protein. The record is from RefSeq and is a predicted model, not a curated record. Gene Ontology annotation, cellular component: cell surface. The transcript has 5 exons. Lineage: Eukaryota; Metazoa; Chordata; Actinopteri; Cypriniformes; Cyprinidae. Gene Ontology annotation, biological process: negative regulation of transforming growth factor beta1 production; positive regulation of microglial cell mediated cytotoxicity; neutrophil activation involved in immune response. Gene Ontology annotation, molecular function: signaling receptor binding. Bases 333 to 683 code for a protein of 116 amino acids.
AACAGUGACAGGAUAAAAUAUAAACAAAUGAGAGACUGAACUAGGUUAAGUGUCUGUGUGUGUGUGUGUGUGUGUUAGAGAGAGAGAGAGAGCGAGGGAUAGCACAUCAGCACGUGUAGCUCCUCCCUCCCCAGUAUUCUUUGGUUCUAUUUUGAUGGAUGGUGAUAAGUCAUCACCACAUACGAUGUGAUUUUUCACAUGCAGGUAAUUUCCAUAUCAUUCAGUGUCAAAUUCAAGGGGUUUUAGCUCACGGCCAGUAACAACUUCUUUAAAGUUAGGGCUAAAGCAAGCACCAAACCCUGAGUAAUUCUCUUCCAAAACCUGCACUCAUUAUGAGAAGGAUUCUAUACCUGAUGGUCCCCAUGAACGGACUACUCGCUGACUUCGUUGAGGGGAAUCAAGACUGCACUUCAUGUUACCAGUUGGACACAGGAGUGGCUUUUGGGAUCAUCACUUGUGACAUCAUCCUCACACUCCUCAUUGCUCUCUCAGUCUAUUGUUUCUUUUCCCAUCAGAAAAGACGAGGCAGUUUACAUACACACGCCAGAUGCUGUGGGUCAGGUAAAGCAAGAACUCACCAGCCAUCGAUGAAGACAAAGACAAUUGAAAUGGAAUCACCUUAUCAGGAGCUUUAUGGAGUCCAGUCAGACAUAUACAGUGAUCUUCAGCAGUAUCGGAAAUGAGGUGACCCUGUGAAAUGUAAUAUCGAUCAUGGGUCGUGUGAAAACCUGGAGGUUGCAUGCAUUUCUAAACUGUGUCACAAAUAUGUAUUUGGCAUAAGCUAUAAUAAUUGACUUAUUCAAAAAGAUUUUUCUUUGAAUCCAUGUGAUUGGUCAUGUGGCUUAUAUAGAAAUCAUGAAUAUUAAUAUAUUUUCAUAGUUUGUGGAAAGGAGAAAUGAUCUUCAAGAAUUUUUACUAUCGCUGUAAAAGUUUG